This is a messenger RNA of Quercus lobata, 1648 nucleotides long. RefSeq names its product 26S proteasome regulatory subunit 7-like. The record is from RefSeq and is a predicted model, not a curated record. Bases 99 to 1385 code for a protein of 428 amino acids. Gene Ontology annotation, molecular function: ATP hydrolysis activity; ATP binding. The transcript is spliced from 10 exons. NCBI's taxonomy places the organism in Eukaryota, Viridiplantae, Streptophyta, Magnoliopsida, Fagales, Fagaceae.
UAUUCGUCGAAAUAGAAAUAGAAAACAGAUUGGUUUUCACUUUUCACUCACAAGAAAAAGAAAGCGAAAGCAUAUCGGAGAGGAGAGGUUUUCAGUCGAUGGCGCCGGAAGCCGAUCACGAUAUCAAGGACGAUGAUGAGAAGAAUCCUCGGCCUCUCGACGAGGAUGAUAUUGCUCUGCUUAAAACAUAUGGUUUGGGUCCCUAUUCUACUAGUAUCAAAAAAGUAGAGAAGGAAAUUAAGGAAAUGGCUAAGAAGGUCAAUGAUUUGUGUGGUAUUAAGGAGUCUGACACUGGCUUAGCUGCACCGAGCCAGUGGGAUCUGGUAUCCGAUAAGCAGAUGAUGCAGGAGGAGCAGCCUCUCCAGGUAGCAAGAUGUACAAAGAUCAUCAAUCCAAACACUGAAGAUGCCAAAUAUGUAAUAAAUGUUAAGCAAAUUGCAAAGUUUGUUGUUGGGUUGGGUGACAAAGUUUCCCCAACUGACAUAGAAGAAGGCAUGCGUGUGGGGGUUGAUCGCAACAAAUAUCAGAUCCAAAUUCCCUUGCCUCCAAAAAUUGAUCCGAGUGUGACUAUGAUGACAGUUGAGGAAAAGCCUGACGUGACAUAUAAUGAUGUUGGUGGUUGCAAGGAACAAAUUGAAAAGAUGCGAGAGGUUGUUGAGCUGCCAAUGCUUCAUCCGGAGAAAUUUGUCAAGCUUGGAAUUGAUCCUCCUAAAGGUGUCCUCUGCUAUGGUCCUCCAGGAACGGGUAAAACACUUCUAGCUAGAGCAGUGGCAAAUAGAACUGAUGCUUGUUUUAUUCGUGUUAUUGGGAGUGAGCUUGUUCAGAAAUAUGUUGGUGAGGGAGCUCGGAUGGUUCGAGAACUUUUCCAGAUGGCACGUUCAAAGAAAGCCUGCAUUGUAUUUUUUGAUGAAGUAGAUGCCAUUGGAGGGGCUCGUUUUGAUGAUGGCGUAGGUGGGGAUAAUGAAGUCCAAAGAACAAUGCUGGAAAUUGUCAAUCAACUUGAUGGUUUUGAUGCACGUGGAAACAUCAAAGUUCUAAUGGCUACAAAUAGGCCCGAUACGCUAGAUCCAGCACUUUUACGGCCUGGACGAUUGGAUCGUAAGGUUGAGUUUGGCCUUCCUGAUAUGGAGAGUCGGACACAAAUAUUUAAGAUCCACACACGAACCAUGAACUGUGAAAGAGAUAUCCGAUUUGAACUUUUGGCUCGGCUUUGCCCAAAUUCCACCGGUGCCGAUAUAAGGAGCGUGUGCACAGAAGCUGGCAUGUUUGCCAUCCGAGCACGGAGGAAGACUGUGACAGAGAAAGACUUCCUUGAUGCAGUGAACAAGGUCAUCAAGGGAUACCAGAAGUUCAGUGCAACACCCAAGUACAUGGUCUACAACUGAGUAAACUGUUUUGCUUCAUUCCCUAAGAAAAACCUUGAAUGCAGUUAUGGGCUGUCAAAUUGGGCAUGAUAUGAGCUAUAUGGUUUAUUAGGAGACUGUAUUGUUAACUUCAUAUCUGUCAUUUGAACUUGAACUUGCAUCUACUCGGAUUAUAUCACUUAUCAUUUGUUACAGAGCAAUUGUAUUUCUGUGGGCCAUAUAAAGUUGUGAAAGUGUAUCAAACUCUGUUUUUCUAUAACAUUAUUCCGUGACUAUUUUCAUCA